UCGCUGAAGAAAACGUUCACGUGUUGUUAUCGUGGCUGUGUGUUUUAAUUUGCCAACGAAAAACAGUAAUAAUGCGGGUUAAAAAGACUAAAGAGAAGAAAAAAGUGAUCACGGACGACCCUGUUAAGAAUUUUGAGAAAUGGAAAAAGAAGUAUGUCGAAAAGAAGACCCGUGUCAAAAAAGAUAAAAAAACGACUAGCAGGAAACGCCAAUAUGAGACCGAGAGAGAAAAUAUACAGAAACUGGUGAAAAAAUACUCAGAGAUCAACCCCAAAGAGGCUGUGAAGUUCUCUGAUUUUCCUCUUUCAAGAAACACACUGAGAGGUCUUCUUGAAGCUCAGUAUAGGCAGCCCACAGAGAUUCAGAGGCAGACCAUUGGCUUUGCUUUGCAAGGGAGAGAUGUUCUCGGUGCUGCCAAGACAGGCUCUGGAAAGACCUUGGCUUUUCUCAUUCCAGUUUUGGAGUGCUUGUACCGUGAACAAUGGUCUGCAGUGGACGGUCUGGGUGCUCUCGUCAUCUCUCCCACCCGAGAACUGGCCUAUCAGACCUUUCAGGUGUUGAGGAAAGUUGGGAAAAAUCACGAUUUUUCUGCUGGACUUGUAAUCGGUGGCAAGGAUCUAAAAGACGAAUCCGAUAAGAUCCAUCGCACAAAUAUCAUUAUCUGCACCCCAGGACGUCUUCUGCAGCAUAUGGAUGAGACUUCCACAUUUCAUGCGUCAAACCUGCACAUGCUUGUUUUGGAUGAAGCUGAUAGGAUUCUAGACAUGGGAUUCGCCGACACACUCAACGCUAUUGUGGAAAACCUCCCGAAAACACGUCAGACCCUUCUGUUCUCUGCCACUCAGACCAAAUCUGUUAAAGAUCUUGCCAGGCUGAGCCUGAAGAACCCAGAAUAUGUGUGGGUCCAUGAGCAGGCCAAGUUUAGUACCCCUGCCACUCUAGAACAGAACUAUGUGGUGUGUGAGCUGCAUCAGAAGGUCAACAUGCUUUUCUCUUUCUUGAGAAGUCACCUUCAGAAGAAGAUCAUCGUCUUUUUUGCUUGCUGUAAAGAGGUUCAGUAUCUGUUCCGGGUGUUCUGUCGUUUACGUCCGGGUAUCUCCGUACUCGCUCUUCACGGCAGACAGCAUCAGAUGAAAAGGGUGGAGGUUUACAAUGACUUUAUCCGCAAAACGGCCGCAGUCCUUUUUGCUACAGACAUUGCUGCCAGGGGGCUUGAUUUCCCAGCAGUGAACUGGGUGCUGCAGUUUGACUGUCCGGAAGAUGCAAACACAUACAUCCACAGAGUUGGAAGAACAGCCAGAUAUAAGGAAGGAGGUGAAGCUCUUCUUGUCCUCUUGUCCUCAGAGGAGAAGGGCAUGAUCGCUCAGCUUCAAGAGAAGAAAGUUCCCAUUAACAAAAUCCAGGUGAAUCCAGAAAAGUUGAUAUGUGUGCAGCAGAAGUUGGAGGCCUUCCUGGCCCAAGAGAAAGAGAUGAAGGAACGAGCACAGAGGUGUUUUGUGUCCUACCUCCGUUCUGUCUUUCUGAUGAAGAACAAAGAUGUCUUUGAUGUUUUUCAGCUGAAACUGCAAGAAUAUGCAAUGUCACUUGGUCUGGCGGUGGCACCAAGGGUCCGUUUCCUUAGUAAGGCCCAGCAGCAGAUCAGUGGAGGUGUGCAGAACGAAAGCAUCGCUGCAGAAGACGAGUCUGAAGAUGAACUUAAGAGUUUCAAAACUCAACUCAAGGGAAAGCAAGCUGAGUCACAGUCUGAGGAGGAUGAUAGUGAUGAUGAUGAUGAUGAGGAGGAGAAGGAGGGUGAAAAGCCUGCAGCUCUGCUCUGUGGCUCUGAUGAUGAAGAGGAUGAUCAGAAAGAUCUGGACUUACUGACGGUUAAACGUAAAGAUGUGUUCAGUGUCAACGAGGACAGCCAGACCAUAGAGGAAUCAAAUGCUGAAGAAAAGAGUAACAAACAAAAAGAGUCCAAAGUCAAGGAAGCGAAGAAAAUCCAGAAAAGAAACUUCAAGGUCAACACAAAGACGAUCUUCACUGACAAUGGCAAGGCUUUGCAAGAGUGGCCUCCUCUGCAGAGAACCAUGAUCCCAUAUGGAGAACAGGAGGAGGAUGAUGAUGAUGAGGAGACCUCCGGUAUCAACGUGGAGGCGGCCAAAGAACGGCUCCGCAAGGAAGACCAGGAGUUUGACAAGAAAGAGUACCGACGUAAAAUCAAAGAGAAACAUAGGGAGAAACGGUUGAAGGAGAAGGCAGCUCGAAUAGAGGCAAGCAAACAGCGUAAAGAGAAAAAAAAGGAAGCCGCUAAAGCAGAUGACGGUGGCGAUGAUGACGACGACGAUGAUGAUGAUGAUGGUGAGGAGGAGGUUGUGGCCUAUCUGUCGGGGGUUGAGGAAGAAUUUGACCCCAGCAUGCUACCUGACCCGGACAAAGUGCAGGAUUCAGAUUCCUCAGAUGGAGAAGACAGCGAUGCAUCAGUCCGUGGAAGGAAGAGAGGUUUCAGCGAUGGCAGCAGUGAUGAUGAUGAUGAUGAUGAUGUACAGCAGAGACAGGUGGUCAGAAAGAAGCCCAGGCAGGAGUCUACAGUAACUCCUCUGGAUACUGGCCUCUCGCUGGCUGAAGAUGAAGAGCUUGUGUUGCAUUUACUGGGCGGCCACAGUUAGUCCAUAGAGAAACUGGGCCAUUGUCCCAGCACACAUGUUUCCACGAUCCCACAGAGUUGCAAUGGAUGUGUGUUUUUAGUUCCUGUAUGUUGAGUUAUACAUCACAUAAAUCCCUCUUCCCUAAUAAAAUUGAUCCUGAAUAUGA
Triplophysa dalaica is the source of this 2793-nucleotide messenger RNA. RefSeq names its product DEAD (Asp-Glu-Ala-Asp) box polypeptide 10 (gene ddx10). Gene Ontology annotation, molecular function: nucleic acid binding; ATP binding; RNA helicase activity. The coding region runs from base 72 to 2648 and encodes 858 amino acids. The record is from RefSeq and is a predicted model, not a curated record. The transcript has 18 exons. Gene Ontology annotation, biological process: rRNA processing. Gene Ontology annotation, cellular component: nucleus. Lineage: Eukaryota; Metazoa; Chordata; Actinopteri; Cypriniformes; Nemacheilidae.